AUGAAUGACGUAGCUGAGGAGGAUAGAGGGGGAUUGAUUGAGCUACACAGCUACUGCACCAGCGUAUACGAGCAGGGCGAUGCUCGCUCUGCUCUUAUUGCUAUGGUGCAGUCUAUAAGCCAUGCAAAAAAUGGUGUGGACGUUGUGUCCGGCACUCGCGUCAAGUCUCACUUUGCCAAACCCAAUUGGCGAGCUGUUUACAAACGCAUUGCACUUAAUCAUCCGGAAGCAAGAGUUGGUGUAUUUUACUGUGGGCCAUCCACCCUGACCCACGAGCUUCGCCAGCUAUCAUUAGAUUUCUCUCACAAUACAUCCACGAAAUACGACUUUCAUAAAGAAAAUUUCUGA
Vicia faba (fava bean) is the source of this 348-nucleotide messenger RNA. Lineage: Eukaryota; Viridiplantae; Streptophyta; Magnoliopsida; Fabales; Fabaceae. The record is from the annotation of a GenBank genome assembly.